Molecule: messenger RNA, 6307 nt
Organism: Vespa crabro (European hornet)
Lineage: Eukaryota; Metazoa; Arthropoda; Insecta; Hymenoptera; Vespidae
Gene: Ir25a
Product: ionotropic receptor 25a
Exons: 6
Coding region: 3278-6094 (938 amino acids)
Biological process (GO): synaptic transmission, glutamatergic; modulation of chemical synaptic transmission; monoatomic ion transport
Cellular component (GO): plasma membrane; postsynaptic membrane
Molecular function (GO): transmitter-gated monoatomic ion channel activity involved in regulation of postsynaptic membrane potential; glutamate-gated receptor activity
Source: RefSeq, a predicted model, not a curated record
GAGAGAGAGAGAGAGAGAGAGAGAGAGGGAGUUCAUAUAUAACGUGCAAAUUGCGAUUCGAUCUCGACUGCUUUCUGUCACUCGCGUACACCUUCGCGUGUCGUUGCUUUUCUUCGAUUAGUUUAAUGUUCGAGCGAUAAGUGGAUAAAUUUUAAAAGUAAUUCUAGGAUCGUUCAAUAUUUUUUUCCUUUCUUUUCUUUCUUUCCCUUUUCUUCUUUUUCAACGAUUAUUAAUGAUUCGCGUUAGUUACUUGUGGUAUAGUCGACAGAGUCAGUUUCAUUUUUAACUCAACUAAUUUCGACGGACGAACGCGUUCUCUUUUCCUUUCGAAAUGGAGGAAGAGCGAGCGAGCGAGCGAGAGAGAGAGAGAGAGAGAGAGAGAGAGAGAGAGAGAGAGAGAGAGAGAGAUGUCGAAAAAAAAUAUUUACAGAUUACUUCGAUUAAUCUUCGGAGUGAUGUAGCCGUACGUACUUGAAUACACCUUUUACACUUGCCCCUGCACUAGAUAAAGUGAAAAUAAUAUCUAUCGUUUUUUCCUUUUUGUUCCUUCUUUAAACGACAAGCAAGCUUCAUUUAUUUGACCUACUUGCGAAAGUAAAUUCGAAUAAAUUGAAAAGAAUUGCUGAUGAGCACAAACACAAGAAUAGGAAGUAAGCAGUAGAUUGACAUUAUUUGUUGGACGAACGUUUGCUGUGUGCGCCUUCCCAUGGAAACGAUUCUUUGAGGAAAAUAAAAAAAAAAAAAAAAGAAAAAAAGAAAAAGAGAAAAGGAAACAAGUUGAAACAUGAUCAUCUAUGAGAUUCGUUCUGCAUUCGUUCAUCCAUCCUCGAGCGACAACUUUUCAACUUAAGACGUAAGUGUACGUAAGAAAUGUUCUUAUAACGUCCAUCGUAGCCGCUGGAUCGAACAAACUAGCAUUGAAUAAAAAGACAAAAGAUAUAUUUUUGUUAUCGGACAACAAUAACGAUUAAUAACGUUUUCUUCGUACCGUAGCAUACGAAAUGCAGCCAAAGGAGAAAAGCAGCCGGAGAAAAGCAGCCGGAGGAGAAGCAGCCGGAGGAAAAUUGCAGCGUGGAAAUUGUGACAAAGGAGAAUAAACUACAAUGCCUGAAUGAUUAUUGACUGUCGUUGCUGCAACGGGUUACGAGAUGAUAUCCUUUUGAUUAAAAUUUCUUUUUGAUUUCCAUCCUCGGCCGAAGAGAUGACGUAUUUUCGUGCAUCGAAUUACGAAAGGAAAAAAAAGAGAAGAAAAAGAAACGAAAGGAAAAAGAAAAGAAAAAAGAACAAACAAAACGAUACUUGCUUCUUACGCGAUACAAAGAAACACGAAAUAAUGAGAUUAACCUUUUCGUCUGGUUUCCGUAUAAUCCUAGGUAAGAAUCUGACCUCGAUUUCAAAUGCUUUUUCCUUUAUUUACAGUGACGAAAGUGUAGCUCCGAUGUCAUCGCGCAUCACUUUGUAAUCCGUCACGUUGAAGGAUUUAAUAAUUCGAGCGUUAAUUAAUUUUCCUUAAAGUUGAUUUUGGCACGUUGAAUCAUUCGCCGAGUCGAGCAUACCUUUUAUUUCUUUCUUUCUUUCUUUUUUCAUGGCUCUCUCAGCAAUAUACAAGCGGUAUAUCGCGAAGGCCGGUUGCAUAAAUUAAACUCGCACGGUUUCGUGGAUCUUGCACCUAGAUAAGUAGUUUCCAUGCUGAAAACCAAGAGAAUGCACUUUAAUAUCCCUAUCGCAAAGCACGAUAACUUUAAGAAGAAAGAUAAUGAAGGUAAUAAUGCAUCCGAUUUCAAGCGAUUAAAUCGUAUUCGUACCGAUUUUACGAACUUUCGUCUUGCCUUUUUUGUAUUUUUACACGUCGCGUAGAUUUCUUCUUUCCAAUUCGUUUCUAAAAAGAAGCAGAGAAAACUGAAUGUGUCAUUUAAGUAACUAAGCUUUCGAGGGAAAAAAGAUGCCUGGGAAUAUCUCAUCUCGGGUCGCAGCCGUGGUUCCAAAAACCUUUCGCCAUGUACGACAAGUCCGCCAGUUGAAGUCCGAUUACUGCAUCGAUCUUCUCAGGGAACCGCAACGUAUUCUGAACUUGAAAUCAGAGAGAGCCUUACUAUAACAAAUAAACUCCUUCGAAUGAAGAAGUACUAAUGGGGAAUGAGUUGGAAGAUUGGACCAAUAAGUGUGUUCGGCAAUAUCAGAUCGGAUAUUCGACCAUUUACCGACUUAUUCUUUUUUACUUCUAUAAAGGACGGAACUAACAACAUUUUGUACGUGUAAGUAGAAACGAGUAAGGCAUAUCGGAAUAUAACUGACUAGAGAAGAAUUGAGCGUUGCGAUCCUAAGGACAAGUUCUUUAUUGUCACUUUUUACCUCGUGCUUUUCAAAUUUAAUCGUAGCUCCAAGAAUAAUUCAAUGCUUUGGUCUCCGUUUCGUCUUAUCUGAAAGCACAGGAUACGAAAGAGAUUUUUGCUGAAAAUGUUUGGAAAAUCGAUUGCGGACAUGUAAUGUAGUGAUAAACGAUGCAAUCGGAUUGAAUUGAAAGGUACAUGGAUCACGUUAACACUCGUAGGCAUAACUUCUUCAUCUCGAAAUAUGAUAUUUCGUUUUUUACAUAUCCGACGUACACAUAUGGCAUAUUAUAUCUCAAGCAUAAUAUUAUCAUGGGGAUAUAAAAGAAAAAAGAAGAAAACAAGACAAACUAAAACUCUACAAAUGGUUUUAUCUAAUCGGUAUCGGAGUUAAGUCCUUAACGUCGACCCAUUCGAUUACGGUUUACCAUUAACCGAAGGACCCUAUUUAUGUAUUUCCUGGCUCGUCCAAUUAACGAAGGACGUUUAUGCAGUAAACGAAAAUUUUCGGAAUAAUUGUUAAUCGGAACGUAUCUGUCGGAUGUCAAAAUAAACGAAGGAGAAAUAUAAGAAGAAAGGGAAUGUUGUUAACGAUCGGAUAAUAAUUAGGAUGUCAAUAAUAUAUAGAUCCUUUGUAAAAAUAAAGGCAAGAAAGUCCAAAGGAUUGAUUGGGUCAUCCCCGAGGCAACCGAUGGGGCAAACAAAAAUAAGCGAAGCACCGAGCAUAGUUCCAGUUCGAAUACUAGUCUUGUCCGGAGAAGAGGCCUUGCCCGAUAAUAGACCUUCGCAUAGACGAAUAUCGUGUGCCCAUCAUUUCUAUAAGCCUUUGUCAAUCGUCAAAUCAAUUUGCGACGCGAAUAGAGAAUCUAGAAGGGAGGGGCAAGGAUCCUGGGCAAGGAUCUUAUUUGAAAUUGAAACGAAAGCGUUUAACGGUGCGAUCCUCGACCAUGAACUUUGCCUUUCCUACGUUAAUCACCUUCGUCAUUUAUGUUCUUUCGCCUAAAUACGGUCAAAGUCCGGUCGAUGCUCAAGCAAUGGUAAAUAAGGCGACGAGGAAAGGCAUCGUAACGAAUUCAAGACCGGUUAAUAUCUUCGUGAUCAACGACGAGGCCAACGAGAUAGCUAACGCGAGCAUAGAGGCGGCCCUGAAAACGCUUCGUGAUAAAUAUCAAGGUCACUUAGGUCAAGUUUAUUCGGUGCAAGCGAACGGAUCCGAUCCCCAGGAUUCUCUCCAUCGGAUAUGCGACGCUUGGGAAAAUGCAAUCGGCAAGAGUACGGGGAACGCACCGGAUUUCGUUUUAUCAACGGCGAUCGCCGGUUGGACCGUAGAAGCGUCGAACUCGUUCUCGAGUGCACUCGGCUUGCCAACGUUGUCCGGCCAAUUUGGACAAGAGGAGGACUUGCGUUAUUGGAGUAACUUGGACCAAGAGAAGAGGUCCUAUCUCGUGCAGGUAAUGCCUCCGGCUGAUUUGGUGCCCUGGAUCAUUCGAAAAUUGGCCAUUUACCUUAAAAUCACAAACGCCGCGAUAUUAUUUGAUCGUAACUUUGACAUGAGCUACAAGUACAACAGUCUCCUGCUGAACGUGCCGACGAGACACGUGAUAAACAACAUCGCGGAAACCGUCGACGCCAUGAAGGAACAACUUUCGGGUAUGCGAGAUUUGGACGUUGUGAAUUAUUUUAUUCUGGGUGAGGGAAAGACCAUUGACAUGGUUCUUAAAACUGCGGAAGCUUUAAAUUUUACCGGUCGCAAGUACGGUUGGUUCGCCUUGACCAUGGAAAAAGAUAUCUGGCCAAAUUGCAAUUGCAAAAAUAUCAGUCUCCUAUUCAUGAAACCGGAAUUGAGAGAGACGGAUGAUACGUCGAGCGCCGACGAUUCUCUCGAAGCUAUUCUACCUAGUCCCUUUUUAUCGUCCGCCUUUUAUUACGAUUUGACAUUGCUCGGCGUUGAAAGCAUGAAAUCGGCGAUAGAACGCGAGGAGUGGCCGGUCGUACCUUCUCAUAUCGGUUGCGAUGAUUACAACGGCAACAACACACCGAGCAGAAAUUUUGAUUUUCUCGAGAAGCUUCGGGCUACGUCGAAGAAUAUGACGCCAACUUAUGCAGCUUUCAAAUGGGGCGAAAAGAAUGGAGAGCACGGGGUCGAUUUUCGAAUGUCCAUCAAUUUGGUCUACAUCGAGAAGGAGACGUUGACUUCCACCGAGAGUACCGGAAGUUGGUCGGCUGGAUUAGACUCACCGUUGGAGGUCAUCAACAAUGUCAUCGUAAACAGCACGGCGGUGACGAGCUACAGGGUCGUGACGGUUAUCCAUCCGCCGUUCGUCAUGUACAAGGAGGAGACAGGCGAGUGGUAUGGGUUUUGCAUCGAUCUACUCAACGAGAUACGCCAGACCGUCGAGUUCGAAUACGACAUACGACCGAUAGAUGAUUACGGCGAGAUGAGCGAGAAUGGCAGUUGGAACGGUAUGAUAAAAGAGCUAAUGGAGAAACGAGCGGAUAUCGCGCUCGGCACUCUCUGGGUUAUGGCGGAGAGAGAGAAGGUCGUUGACUUUACCGUCCCUUAUUACGAUCUCGUUGGUUUAACGAUAAUGAUGUUGAAACCAAAAACUCAAACGUCCCUUUUCAAGUUCCUCACUGUCCUGGAAAACGAGGUUUGGUUUUGCAUACUCGCCGCUUACUUCUUCACGAGCUUCCUCAUGUGGGUCUUCGAUCGUUGGUCACCCUACAGCUAUCAAAAUAAUCGUGAAAAGUAUAAGGACGACGACGAGAAGAGAGAGUUCAAUCUGAAGGAGUGUCUCUGGUUCUGUAUGACCUCGUUGACACCCCAGGGCGGUGGGGAGGCACCAAAAAAUCUCUCGGGACGUCUCGUCGCUGCUACCUGGUGGCUCUUUGGUUUCAUCAUAAUCGCCUCUUACACGGCGAAUCUUGCCGCGUUUCUCACGGUCUCUAGGCUCGACACGCCGAUCGAAUCUUUGGACGAUCUUAGCAAACAAUAUAAGAUACAGUAUGCGCCAGUUAAAAAUUCUGCGGCGUAUAUUUACUUCGAGAGGAUGGCUCACAUCGAGGCUCGAUUUUACGAAAUAUGGAAGGAUAUGAGCUUGAACGAUAGCUUGUCGGAAGUGGAAAGGGCAAAAUUGGCCGUCUGGGAGUAUCCCGUCAGCGAUAAGUACACGAAAAUGUUUCAGGCUAUGAAAGAGGCUAAUUUCCCGGCUACCGCGGAAGAGGCAAUUAGACGGGUUCUUCGUAUUGAUUCGAAUAAUGAAUUCGCCUACAUCGAGGAUGCAUCGACGAUCAAGUAUCUCGCUAUGACGAAUUGCGAUGUUAUGCAAGUAGGAGAAGAAUUCUCGAGGAAGCCUUACGCUAUUGCCGUGCAACAAGGCUCACCGUUGAAGGAACAAUUUAACAAUGCCAUUUUAAUAUUGUUGAAUAAGAGAAAAUUGGAGAAACUAAAGGACAAAUGGUGGAAACGUAAUCCCGAAAGGAAGGACUGCGGGAAGGAGGACGAGCAGAGCGAUGGUAUUAGCAUUCACAAUAUCGGUGGUGUCUUCGUAGUGAUUUUCGUGGGCAUCGCUUUCGCUUGUUUAACAUUAGCUUUCGAAUAUUGGUGGUAUCGUUAUCGACCAAAAGCCAUUAAAGCCUCGAGUCGGCAAAUCGCCUCGACUCCGAACGGCAAAGCUGGGAAAGCCGUAAGACCAAUAAGAUUCAAUUUACAACCGGCACCCACUCAAGGCUUUCAAGCCGCUCGAUUUAAGUCGAGGUUUUGAAUGUAUCCUGCUUUAUACACAUGCAUACGUACUUUAUACACAUCAUACAUAUCGAUAUGAGUUUUUGCGUUAUAUGAGUUGUGCGCGCAUGGCCGCUCUGUAUAUCUUAUCAUAUCGCCGAUAUAUUCAUAUUUAUCUAUCGAAUAUUGUGUCUCAUACGUCAGUAUGGCUCUAAAAGAUUUUCUAAUUAAAAUAGAAUAUUGCCUUUCUCAA